AUGUGCAUACGUACAUGUAUCAGAAGGGACCACCGAGGAUCUGAUAAUCCCGAACGAGAAGGACGAGAAGAUCGAGUACAACGUCAUCGAAGAGAACGAGAUGAGGCGAUGCCAACCGCUCAUACUCGAGUGCAGACCUAUUCUCUCGAAGAAGAACAACUGACGGCUGGAAUCGGACGGAUAGGAAGAUCCGGAUCAAUGCCAGCUUUGAUCGUCUUCGUCACUCACGUCCUAACAUCAAUCUAUGAAAAAGUCGACAUAUCGCACAUUUUGACGUCUUUUUUUCCUGUCACUAAGAUGAAAGCGUACCUUAUUUCUGCCUUCCUUCUACUUCUAGUACAACAUUGUUCGGCCAUCGAAUGCUAUACGGGUCUGAAACUUAUUGCCGGACAAUCUCUUGGAUCGGAAACGAUACAAUGUGAUAACAGCAACGCGUACUGCUACAACAUGACCGCUAAUGCUGCCAAUGUUGUCGACGUCUUAAAGGCAGGAUGCUCCUUGUGGCGAUGCAUGUUUGCACGAGAUAAAUGCAUAUCCACCGUAUUCCAAAACAUCCCGAUUAGCCUGUGCUGUUGUUCCACGAACAGAUGUAACGUCGGUGGAAGUGGCGGCUUUCAGUCGGUGCUUGGAGACAUAUGGAAGCAAGUGAUAGGUGGGUGGAAUGCGAAACCAGAACAAGGACAAAAUCAUGAAGUGAAGAAACAGUGGACGAAGGAUGAAGUGGCUGCGAAGUUCAGAUCCGCUGACCUAGACGACGACCAUCCUGUCAGCACUACACGAGGGAACAGACAUUCCACACAAGGGGAAAUAGAAAUACCAUAA
Necator americanus (New World hookworm) is the source of this 822-nucleotide messenger RNA. RefSeq lists its product as uncharacterized. The record is from RefSeq and is a predicted model, not a curated record. The transcript is spliced from 8 exons. The coding region runs from base 1 to 822 and encodes 273 amino acids. Lineage: Eukaryota; Metazoa; Nematoda; Chromadorea; Rhabditida; Ancylostomatidae.